Molecule: messenger RNA, 3488 nt
Organism: Euleptes europaea (tarantolino)
Lineage: Eukaryota; Metazoa; Chordata; Lepidosauria; Squamata; Sphaerodactylidae
Gene: DENND2B
Product: DENN domain containing 2B
Exons: 19
Coding region: 31-3402 (1123 amino acids)
Biological process (GO): positive regulation of ERK1 and ERK2 cascade
Source: RefSeq, a predicted model, not a curated record
CCCAGGUUUUCAGACUGUUAGACAGCAGAAAUGACCAUGACUGCCAACAAGAAUGCCAGUGUCAUCAGGAGAGCUGGAGGAUGUAAAGUUCCUCGAGAUACUCUGGAUCGGUGUCAUUCGGUCUCUCCCCCAGCACUUUUAUACCAGCCAAGAAGCCCAACAUAUCCCCUCAGUGACAGUGAGGAUUCCUGCCAUUCCAGCAGUUUCACGAAAGUUUCCAAUCCCAGGGGACUCCCCAAGGAUCAGAGUAGUUGGGGAGUUACCUUGAGAAGUACCUCCGCUUCCCCCUCUGACACUGAAUCUCCGAGUCAUCCCUUCAAAGCCAUCAGCAUUGGCUGUUUGGAUAAAAAGCUCUCCAUUUAUCAGACUGAAGACCAAAAGGAGGCUCCUAAGGAGACACAAGAUGGGGAAAUAGUAGGCAAUCGCCAGCUGUCUCACAGCACUCUGUCCUUGGGGACUGCAGCGAAUCUGCGGACCCUCUCCCUAAGCAGGGUUAGCAUCCACUCCCAAGCGCCAGACAUCAGGCAGAAGAUAUCGGAAUGGGAGUGCCGCAAAGAGCCAUCCCCUAGAAUGAGUGUAUGCUUGGACAAGAGGGAUGUUGGAGACAGGCCAGGCAGUGAGGGCUGUCCCAGCAUGUUGCCUUCUCCAUGCAGCGAGAAGACGUUUGAAUACAAAGGCUUCCGGAGGACCAGCAGAACGUUUUCGGAAUGCUCCUACCCAGAAACAGAGGAGGAGGAAUUCCUGGACAGAGAUUCCUGCCACCGGUUUGAAAAGAGGCCGAGCAGGAGCGAGUCUUCAAAUGCUUUCCUGAAGGGGCACGCCAGGAAAGAACCUUCUGCCGUGUUGAACAGAAUACAGAAAAUUGAACAGGCAUUAAAAGAACAACCUGGCAGGGGUCUUCCUCAGUUGCCAAGUAGCUGCUAUAGUGUUGACAGAGGAAGGAAAAAAUCUGUGACUUCCAGUAUCGCUGAAGACUUGGCAGAAAGUGCAAGUGAUAAUAAAGCAGGGAAUAUUAUAUGUAGGACUAAUCCAGGCACACCCACCGAGACUGAGAAAAGUAGUAAAACACAGCAAGGACUGAAUGCUACUGUCAGUUCUGCUGGUCCUAAGCUGCUUCCCGAGAGCCUGGUUAACACGGCAGUAAACCCUGUACCCAAGCCCAAACGCACCUUUGAGUAUGAAGCUGACAAGAACCAUAAAGACAAACCAAGCAAUGGCCUACCUCCAUCACCUAUGGCUGCUGCCCCGCCCCCUCUUCCUUCAACCCCUGCUCCCCCUGUCACCAGGAGGCAGAAGAAAGAGUCACGCUUCCAUAGAAAGUCCCAGAAUAGAAAAUCCUUUGAGUUUGAAGAUGCUUCCAGCCUCCAGUCUUUGUAUCCUCCCUUCCCAAACGAGAACGGUACUGAGAGCCAGCACAAGUCUGGAUCUAAGAGCACUUUAGAAGAGAAUGCCUAUGAAGACAUCGUAGGAGAUUCACCCAAGGAAAAUCCAUACGAGGACGUGGAGCUAAAAGGCCGUCAUGCAGGCCGAAAAUCUCAGCUGUUGUCGGAGAGUUCCCUAGAUUCUUUGCACAGGAUGUGGACUCCGCAGGACAGGAAGUACACAACACCUCCACAGCUACCUUCAAAGCCCAGCAGCCAAUCUCUGAGAAUUGGGAACUGGUCAGAAAGGAAAAGCCAUCGCCUGCCACGAUUGCCCAAGAGACACAGCCAUGAUGACAUGCUGCUUCUGGCCCAGCUCAGCACGCCCUCCUCUCCCUCCAGCCUGAACGAAGACAGCCUUAGUACAACAAGUGAGCUGCUGUCCACGCGUAGGGCCAGGAGGGUCCCAAAGCUCGUACAAAGGAUCAAUUCAAUCUUUAGUGCAAAAAGGGGGAAAAAAAGAUUGAAGAAGCUUUCAAUGUCCAAUAUUGAAACAGCAUCACUGCGAGAUGAGAACAGUGAGAGUGAGAGCGAUUCAGACGACAGGUUUAAAGCUCACACGCAGCGCCUUGUGCACAUCCAGUCAGUGCUGAAGAGAGCCCCUAGUUACCGGACCCUGGAACUGGAGCUGAUUGAGUGGCAGGAACGUGAAUUGUUUGAAUAUUUUGUAGUAGUUUCCCUUAAGAAGAAGCCCACAAAAAAUACGUAUCUCCCUGAAGUUACAUAUCAAUUUCCAAAGCUAGAGAGGCCCACGAAACAAGUCCGCGAAGCAGAAGAACGGCUCAAGGCCAUCCCUCAGUUUUGUUUUCCAGAUGCCAAGGACUGGAACCCAGUGGCAGACUACAGCAGUGAGACCUUUUCUUUCAUGCUGACUGGAGAAGACGGCAGCAGAAGGUUUGGGUACUGCCGAAGAUUACUACCAAGUGGAAAAGGUCCACGCCUACCUGAAGUAUAUUGUGUCAUCAGCCGCCUGGGUUGCUUUGACUUAUUUUCAAAGAUACUAGAUGAAGUUGAAAGGAGGAGGGGAAUAUCAGCUGCCCUGGUUUACCCAUUUAUGAGAAGUCUGAUGGAGUCUCCCUUUCCUGCACCUGGAAAGACAAUCAGAGUCAAGACUUUCCUGCCUGGAGCUGGAAAUGAGGUGAUAGAACUUCGACGACCGAUGGACUCUCGCCUAGAGCAUGUGGACUUCGAGUGUCUUUUCAAGUGUUUGAGUAUACGACAGAUCAUCAGAAUCUUUGCUUCCCUCCUGGUGGAACGACGAGUGAUCUUCAUAGCAGACAAACUCAGCACUCUCUCCAGCUGCUCUCAUGCAGUGGUGGCUCUGCUGUACCCCUUCUCCUGGCAGCAUACCUUCAUUCCUGUCCUCCCCUCUUCCAUGAUUGACAUAGUCUGCUGCCCUACUCCAUUUCUGGUCGGACUGCUGUCUAGCUCACUGCCCAAACUAAAGGAGCUACCUGUAGAAGAGGCUUUGAUGGUGAAUCUUGGAUCUGAUCGGUUCAUAAGACAGAUGGAUGAUGAAGAUACACUUUUGCCUAGGAAACUGCAAGCGGCUCUGGAGCAGACUCUGGAGAGGAAGAAUGAUUUACUCAACCAGGAUUCAGACAGUGAAUCAGAUGAGGAGUGCAACACCCUGAAUGGAUUAGUAUCAGAAGUUUUCAUCCGUUUUUUUGUGGAGACGGUUGGACACUAUUCCCUUUUCCUAACUCAAAACGAAAAGGCCGAGCGCGUCUUCCAGAGGGAGGCUUUCCGUAAAUCUGUCGCUUCGAAGAGCAUCCGUCGUUUUCUAGAGGUCUUCAUGGAAUCUCAGAUGUUCGCUGGGUUUAUCCAAGACCGAGAACUGAGAAAAUGCAGGGCAAAGGGUCUCUUUGAACAGAGGGUUGAACAGUAUUUGGAAGAACUUCCAGACACUGAACAAAGUGGAGUAAAUAAGUUUCUACGAGGACUCGGAAAUAAAAUGAAGUUCCUUCACAAGAAGAAUUAAUUCCUUUCUACUGAGAUGUGGAUCCAAAGACUGUUUAUGACACUGGGCACAGAACACCGCCUGCAGCAAUUCUGAUUCUGGUCCUG